CUCCGACCUGUACUCCGCUGCGUGUUCCGCCGCCGCCGUCGCCGUCGCCGUCGCCGCCGAUCUCGUCUCGGGUCGCCUCUCUAUCUGAGAUUUGGAUCGGGCGAGGCGGGCGGCGCUCCAGUCGGGAUGGCGCUUGUGUUGCAUUCUGGAAGUGGCAACAAAAAUGCCUUUAAGGCACUUAUUGCUGCGGAGUACAAUGGGGUCAAGGUUGAGCUGACCAAAAAUUUUGAGAUGGGUGUCUCAAACAAGACCCCUGAGUUUCUUAAGAUGAACCCCCUUGGGAAGAUUCCUGUUCUUGAGACUCCUGAUGGCGCUGUCUUUGAGAGCAAUGCUAUUGCACGCUAUGUUGCUCGUUUGAAGGACAACAACACUCUCUGUGGUUCUUCUCUUAUUGAAUAUGCCCACAUUGAACAAUGGAUGGACUUCUCUGCAACAGAGGUUGAUGCCAAUAUUGGAAGGUGGUUGUACCCAAGGCUAGGUUUUGCCCCUCAUGUUCCUGCGCUUGAGGAAUUUGCUAUAACUUCAUUAAAGAGGUCGUUGGGUGCUCUUAACACACACCUUGCAUCAAACACAUACCUUGUUGGGCAUUCAGUUACUCUAGCUGAUAUUGUGAUGACAUGCAACCUCUAUUAUGGGUUUGCGCGUAUCUUGAUCAAGAAGUUCACCUCUGAGUUCCCUCAUGUUGAGAGGUACUUCUGGACCAUGGUAAACCAGCCCAACUUCAAGAAGGUGAUUGGUGAUUUCAAACAAACAGAGUCUGUGCCUCCUGUUCAGAAAAAGGCUGCACCCCCUAAGGAACAGAAAGCAAAGGAGGUCAAGAAGGAGGCUCCGAAAGAAGCCCCAAAACCAAAAGUUGAGGCACCUGAGGAAGAGGAGGCACCAAAGCCAAAGCCAAAGAAUCCUCUUGAUCUACUGCCACCAAGCAAGAUGAUUCUUGAUGAGUGGAAGAGGCUAUACUCGAACACAAAGACCAACUUCCGUGAAAUUGCUAUUAAAGGUUUCUGGGACAUGUACGACCCAGAGGGUUACUCUCUGUGGUUCUGUGACUACAAGUACAAUGAUGAGAACACCGUAUCAUUCGUGACAAUGAACAAGGUUGGCGGGUUCCUGCAGCGGAUGGAUCUGUGCCGCAAGUAUGCUUUUGGCAAGAUGCUGGUUAUUGGCUCCACCCCGCCCUUCAAGGUGAAGGGACUCUGGCUCUUCCGUGGUCAGGACAUCCCCAAGUUCGUCAUGGAUGAGGUCUACGACAUGGAGCUCUAUGACUGGACCAAGGUCGACCUCUCCGAUGAGGCCCAGAAGGAGCGUGUCAAUGCCAUGAUUGAGGACCAGGAGCCAUUCGAGGGCGAGGACUUGCUGGAUGCAAAAUGCUUCAAGUGAGCAGCGCAACGCGUUUGCAAGCAAAUCAGCAGUGGCAAAAGUACUAUUUUAGGCCUUGAAUUCAGAGUCGGAACAGUUGUUUUUCCGGGUGGAGUUUGCUUUUUUUUUAUUACUUGCUGUCAAUUUGACCUGGUAUACCCUGUGAACUGGUUAAUUUUGUGCAAUGUGUCAGAUUUUGGAUA
Oryza brachyantha (malo sina) is the source of this 1559-nucleotide messenger RNA. Its product is annotated as elongation factor 1-gamma 3. The coding region runs from base 127 to 1377 and encodes 416 amino acids. Gene Ontology annotation, molecular function: glutathione transferase activity; translation elongation factor activity. The record is from RefSeq and is a predicted model, not a curated record. Gene Ontology annotation, biological process: translational elongation. The transcript is spliced from 8 exons. NCBI's taxonomy places the organism in Eukaryota, Viridiplantae, Streptophyta, Magnoliopsida, Poales, Poaceae.